Mercurialis annua (annual mercury) is the source of this 402-nucleotide messenger RNA. RefSeq lists its product as uncharacterized. The coding region runs from base 1 to 402 and encodes 133 amino acids. Lineage: Eukaryota; Viridiplantae; Streptophyta; Magnoliopsida; Malpighiales; Euphorbiaceae. The transcript has a single exon. The record is from RefSeq and is a predicted model, not a curated record.
AUGGCGGAGAAGAAGGAAGGAGGAAUCGUCAAGAACGGACAUGAAGAGGGGCUCAAAUUGGCGAUUUCACUGCUCGACGAGUUUGAGCUUCCUCAAGGACUCUUACCUCUUGAAGAUGUGAUUGAAGUCGGUUUUGUAAAAGAAACUGGAUACAUGUGGAUCGUGCAAACGAAGAAAGUCGAACAUAACUUCAAGAUGAUCAGCAAGCUAGUGAGCUACAACACUGAAAUAACAGGUUUUGUCAGCAAGAAAUUGAUCAAGAAACUAAAGGGAGUUAAGGCUAAGGAGCUCAUGCUCUGGCCUCCGGUCAGCGAGAUCAGUGUUGGUGACAAAAUUCACUUCAAGAGCCUUGCUGGCAUCACCAAAACUUUCCCAGUCGAAGCAUUUGCAGCUGGCCAGUGA